This is a messenger RNA of Penicillium riverlandense, 720 nucleotides long. RefSeq lists its product as uncharacterized. The record is from RefSeq and is a predicted model, not a curated record. Bases 1 to 720 code for a protein of 239 amino acids. The transcript has 2 exons. NCBI's taxonomy places the organism in Eukaryota, Fungi, Ascomycota, Eurotiomycetes, Eurotiales, Aspergillaceae.
AUGUCUCCCCCAAACACUAUAUUCGGCGGCGCCUUAAUUGGAACCAGCUUCACUACCCCGCGAGAAGUUCAAGAGCUUCUCGACCAACUGAAAACCCUCCAAAUCAGCCAUAUCGACACUGCAGCUCGAUAUGCACCCACAAACCCCGGCUCCUCCGAGAGACUUCUAGGCGAGGUACGAGCCGCAGACCAGGGAUUCACCAUCGACACAAAAAUUAGCCCAGGGAAUUCCCCAACUGGCGAUACAUCCGGUACACUCGCGGCGAAUGCCAUCGCCCAUUCCGUCUCCAACAGCUUUGACCGGCUGAAAACGAGCAAAGUCAAUGUGCUCUAUUUCCAUUUUCCGGAUCCCCAGACGCCAGUUGCUGAACAGGCUGGCGGGUUCCUCACCGGCCUCGCAACCCGCGGAGAAGCACAAGGAACGCGCUUCGAUCCCGAGAACAAGAUCUUUAAGGGGACCAAUGCCAUGUAUGACAAGGCGGAGAUGCACGCGGCGGUCUCGGAUCUUUUGGAUACCAUAGAGCCGCUUCAGAUCACAGGGCAUGAAGCUUGCUUGCGGUGGAUUUACUAUCAUUCUGCGCUGCGGGAGGGAGACGGAGUAAUUCUGGGUGCGAGCAAGAUUUCCCAGAUUGUGCAGAAUGUGAGUGAUAUUGCUAAGGGGCCAUUGCCGGAGGUGGUUGUGAUGAAGGUUGAGGAGCUUUGGGAGGUCCUGUGUAGUUGA